AAGGAUCCCAUUGCCCACUCCACAACCUGGUCCGGCCUCCUCCGGCCGGCCCCGCUUUCGUAGCCGCCAGGCAGGUGGGCGGGGGAUGAAAUUGGGCCACGGACCUUCGCUGUGGCCAAACUUUGCCCAGGGCUGCGUCCUCACCCAGGCUGGGAGAGCGGAGAGUUCUGGCUGACCCCGGCCUGCAAGGUCCCGCAAAGGAAGAGACGGGGGCAGAAGGGCAGCAUGGCGACGUCAGUGGUCAACAUGGAAGCUUCGGAGCCCCCCACUACGGCCGAGACGUACGAGGACUUCCCGCCUGGAAAAGAGGAGGAAGAGUAUGAAAAACACUUUGAAAAAGACUUCCCGUUGUCGAAGUCUUUUUCCCGGCGCGUCUGUCCCACCAACCGUCUCCGUCUGGUGUUGACGGUGUUCUGUGCCGUUCUGAUCCUCUUGGUCAGCAUCCUGGGCAUGCAAGGCCUUUGGUUCACCAAAACCCUGCAGGAGACCCAGAAGGGCGUGCAAAAUGUGAGCCAGACGAUCCAGCAGGGGGUCACCCAGCUCAAGGGCAAAAGCCAAAACACCACCUCGAAACUGGCUGCGCUGCAGAAAAUUUUGCAACAGGAGGAGGAUAAAUGGUUGAACGUGUUGAAACUGACCCAGACCCAGCUGGAAACCGUAGAGCAGAAUUCCAGAACUUUGAACUGUGAAAUUAUUGAAAUGAAGAGCAAUGGGAGCAAGAGCGGCUGCUGUCCCCGAGGCUGGCUGACCUUUCACUCCAGCUGCUACUGGACAACCCAGUCGAGGACCAGCUGGCAGGGGGCCAAAAAAGACUGCGAGGAGAAGAAAUCCCACCUGGUGAUCAUCAAUUCCGCGGAGGAGAAAGCCUUUGUGAAGAACAACAGGCGGGGAGACGACACCUGGAUCGGCUUGACCGACGAGAGUGGCUCCUGGAUAUGGGUGGACGGGUCCUCGUACACGAUUGACCCAAAGGACUGGGCCAUCGGCCAGCCAGACCACUGGUACGGCCACGGCCUUGGGGGGGGAGAGGACUGCGCCCACAUGACGCGGGGCGGCCAGUGGAACGACAACCACUGCUCCCGCAGCUUCACCUGGGUCUGUGAGAUGGACCUGGGCAUCUGAACACCGUCCCAUCUCACUGGGCCGGACUCUGUGCGUGUGUGUGUGUGUGUGUGUGUGCCUGAGGCAAGUUGACCAUCGGUGGCCUGAGAGCCAGCCCCUGUCCUUGGGAGGCUCGUGCGACCUCCCUGCGAGGCGGGCCGGAGCCAACCUGAAAGCCGUCCGGCAACGCCUUGGGCCGAUCCGGCUUGCGACCGCGCCUCUCGCACCCAGGACGCAGAGGGGGGGGGGCUUCCAAGCUGUUAAAACACACGGGGAGGGUUGAAAGCAAAGCGCCCGGAUCCGAUGUCUUUUUAAAAGCAAUAAAGCUUCUUUUAAACCGGCUGCCU
Crotalus tigris (Tiger rattlesnake) is the source of this 1448-nucleotide messenger RNA. Its product is annotated as asialoglycoprotein receptor 1-like. The record is from RefSeq and is a predicted model, not a curated record. Gene Ontology annotation, molecular function: signaling receptor activity. The transcript is spliced from 9 exons. Bases 226 to 1122 code for a protein of 298 amino acids. NCBI's taxonomy places the organism in Eukaryota, Metazoa, Chordata, Lepidosauria, Squamata, Viperidae.